CGGUUUUGCUUGAAUUUUCUCAUAUUUGAUAAGGUAUAAAGAGACGGUACCUUGAAUGUCGUUCCAAUGAUGUCUUCACUGCAGGAACCAUGGACUUCACGAGGCGCAGCACCAACCAACGAUAACAAUAAUCCUCGUCGAUAUACCAUGAGCCACGCCGACGGUUCGCAGGGCUUUGUCCUUCCCGGUAAACGAUCACGCAUGGCCGGUCCGAAAUCUAGAAAGCAAGCACGAUUGUCCGUGGGCGGAACUGACGUGGAACCUUCCGCGUUGCUAGACGAUGCCUUGGGACCUCAAAGAAUGGUCAUGAAUAUUUCAUCCUCGCAAGCCUCAGAUGCCAGUUUUCAUCUGGAACGACGAGCACCCUCUAUUGCUUCAGCCUCCUUACCGGCACGGUAGCGUACACCUAGUUGAAAGGGGGGAGGGACUUGUUAUAUUUCCUCGUUUUACUCACCAAGAAUGGUUUAUUACAGGCGUAUUAGCACGUUGAAUCCUCGUUUAUCUGUGGUCAGUGAUACGGCAAAAGCAUACAACAACGGUAAACCGCAGGCCAUCGCGAAACUGCAUCAUGAUCCACGCAAUAUCAAGGACCCUGAAUUUCAGCGAAACGCGACACGAACCAUCACCGACUACCUCGCCGAAGCAGGUUACGGUUUCCUCGAUAAACGCGCUUUACGCGACCUGACGUCCAAAGAAUUCCAAAAUAUCUUCAAGUUUUUGCAAGUGAGGAUCAUGCCCACUUAUACAUACAGAGGAAGGUUCGAAGAUGAGCUAACCGAAGUCUUGAAAAUGCUGAGGUAUCCGCUGGCGGAAACAAUCAACAUCAAGGCCAUGUAUCCCAUUGCGGCUCUCCAUACCCUCCCUACCAUUAUUGCCCUUUUAAGCUGGAUGUGCGAAGCGUGCAUAGUAACAGAACGGAUUGCGGAAGAAUUGAACGAUACAAACCACGGCUUUAGCGACGGUCGCAGUGAUGACCGGGACGAUCGUACCAUGACAGGUUUGGAUGAUAUGGAGGAGCUGUUUUGCGAUUUUACGGUCGCUAGUUAUCAUGCCUUUAUGGAGGGUGUGGACAAUCGUUCGCCUAUUCGAGAGGAAUUGCAGCGUUUCUUUGAAACCGGAAUGGCGGAGAACAAGGAGCAUGCAGAAAGACUAAGAGAAGCCAACCAAAAACUCCAGCAAACUUUACAACAUGUGGAAAAACGAGGUUCUCCUCUUGCAGUACUCAAGAAGCGACGAGAAGAAUUGGAAAGCGACAUGAAGAAAUUUGAAGUCUACUGCGAAAACAAGGAACAAAGAAUUAAAAAGUACAGUGAUCUGAAUGCACGUGUACACAAAGAGUCCGAAGCAUUAGAACAGAUACUGUACGCUACGCAAGCCGACGUUGAACGAUUAAAACAAGAAGUCCAGCGUCAAAAUGUCAGCGAGGAAGAAUUUGAUCAAUUGGAGGCACAACAUGAGGAGUUCGAAAAACACUAUACAAAUCUGCAAGCGCGGAUACAGGAGCUGCGGAAGACUCAGUGGGAGAAAGAGAUGUCACUGGAGAAAGAAAGGAGCAUGGUGGAUCACAUAGUAUCCGAAUACAAUCAACUGGCGUAUCGAACAGGGCUUGUUCCUGCCGAUGCUCGCAACGCCAACGGUUGUGACUUUACAUUAUCGUUCACAGCGGAUGCAUUGAAAAUCAAAGACAGUAGUUCCAUCCAUAUGCUAAACGAUGCACUUAAACACAUGCAAGUGCUCAGUGAACGGUACAAAGAAUGGAUCAUUGAAGACACGACCAAAAUGCAACGGUUACAAGAAGAAGCACAUCACGUGGAAGAGCAAGUGUCAGAAACGCAAAUGAACAUUGUGAUGCUCAAAGAGAAGUUGACCAAACGAUCUGCGGUUCUGGAAGAAACAAGAGAAAAGGCGCGGCAAGAAAACAUCCGGUACAACGAGGAUAUGGAUGCAGCAGAGCAACGUAUCAAGCAGAUGCGAAGUCAAGCCGCAGCGCAAGUCAUUGAAAGCCAACAACGUGAAAGCCAACUGCAAGUGGAGAUCAAAGAAACACAAAGUCGUAUAGACAUGGAGCGGCAAAAGAUGGUUGAGAAGAUUGAACGGCUGAUGAAUGUUGAUCACGCUUUUUCCCUUCUCGAACAGGAGAGUCGCCAACUGUGCCUUACCCUAAAACAAAAGUACGAAAAGAUGCCCGGUAUAAAAUACUAGACUAAUUUACCAUGAAACAUAAUAUCACUACGGAUCACAUUCAUGCAGUAAUCCUUCGUUAUUUUUAGCUCCUCUGCAUCACUGUAAAUAAAAAUAUGCGCCCACAAAGACAGACAAUAUCUGGCAUCGACUGUCCGGUUAUGAGCCAAGGACACCGAGUGGAAAAAACUGAUUUCCAAUAAUAGUUUCAAAAAGACUUGAAAAAACAGCAAAUGAUAAAAAAAAUUCCCAAUGUUAAA
Radiomyces spectabilis is the source of this 2441-nucleotide messenger RNA. Its product is annotated as HEC/Ndc80p family-domain-containing protein. The record is from RefSeq and is a predicted model, not a curated record. Gene Ontology annotation, cellular component: Ndc80 complex. Bases 460 to 2202 code for a protein of 580 amino acids. The transcript is spliced from 9 exons. NCBI's taxonomy places the organism in Eukaryota, Fungi, Mucoromycota, Mucoromycetes, Mucorales, Radiomycetaceae. Gene Ontology annotation, biological process: attachment of mitotic spindle microtubules to kinetochore.